CAAUGGAGUGGCAGAGAAGGGACCUUUCUGACUUCCUUUUGGGUGAACUGCUGCAAUGGCAGCUAGGCUGUAAAGAGCCUGGCACCGGGGAACUCCUAAGGACUCGCACUUCACUAGUAGCAAUGGAGUACGAGAGAAGAGGUGGUCGUGGGGAUCGGACUGGCCGUUAUGGUGCUGUUGACCGAACCCAGGACGACGGGUCCGAAGGCCGUAACCAGAGAGACCACGACUACAGAGAUAUGGAUUAUCGAUCCUACCUGCGAGAUUUCAACAACCAAGAGGCCGCCAAUGACUAUGACGACUCCUCUGAGGAGCACAGCGUGGAGGAUUCCUACGAGGCCUCCUCUGGAUCAGAGACGCAACGUAGAAAACGGGACAGCCCCAGUGAGCAGCUGGGAUUUCCAGGGGACGGUGACUACCGAGAUCAGGACUACCGAACAGAGCAGGAGGAGGAGGAGCAGAAGGCCAGCAGCAUCAUUAUGCUGAGGAUGCUGCCCCAGUCUGCCACUGAGAACGAUAUCCGAGCCCAGCUGCAAGCGCACGGAUUCCAACCCCGGGAGGUGCGGCUGAUGCGGAAUAAAGCCUCAGGUCAGAGCCGGGGCUUCGCCUUCGUCGAGUUUAAUCACUUGCAGGACGCUACACGAUGGAUGGAAGCCAAUCAGCAUUCCCUCUCCAUCCUUGGCCAGAAGGUCUCCAUGCACUACAGUGACCCUAAGCCCAAGAUCAAUGAGGAUUGGCUCUGCAGCAAGUGUGGAGUGCAGAAUUUCAAGCGCAGAGAGAAGUGCUUCAAAUGUGGCAUUCCCAGAUCUGAAGCGGAGCAGAAGCUGCCCCCAGGUAGCCGCUUGGACCAGUUGGUAGCUCUGUCGGGGCGUGAGCUCAGCCAAGGCCUUCUGCCCCUUCCACAACCAUACCAAGUAUCUGCAGCCCUAUCCGCUCAGCCCGUGGCCCAGAUAUCUGAGCCCUGCGCAGAGAACGCUAAUGACACGAUUAUCCUGCGGAACCUGAAUCCUCAUAGCACGAUGGACUCCAUCUUGAACGCCCUGGCACCCUAUGCCGUCCUCUCCUCCUCCAAUGUCCGUGUAAUCAAGGACAAGCAGACGCAGCUGAACCGUGGUUUUGCUUUCAUUCAGCUCUCCACUAUUGUGGAGGCAGCUCAGCUGCUGCAGAUCUUGCAGGCCCUGCAUCCACCCCUGAAUAUCGACGGCAAGACAAUUAAUGUGGAGUUUGCCAAAGGGUCCAAGCGGGACAUGAGCUCCUCGGACGGAAAUCGCAUCAGUGCUGCUUCGGUUGCCAGCACAGCCAUUGCAGCCGCGCAGUGGGCUAUCUCUCAGGCAUCACAGGGUGGCGAUGCAGCCUGGGCGGGUCAGGAGGAGCAGUCUGUGGAUUAUGGCUACUACCAGCAAGAUGAGGCUUACAGCGCUCAAGGUUUGGAGGCUGCGGCAUAUUCACAGGCAUACCUGAAGGGCUCCCAGCCACAGGCUGGUACGUCCGUGGUGGUUGGGAAGACCGAGAAGGUCCACGCUGAGAGCACGGGGACAGGAGCUGAGACGUCACUGGAGCCUGGUGUGCCCGGCAUAGACCCGGUGCCUGUCCUACCAACUUUCUCCCGUACAAGCCAGACCUCAGCUGUGCCAGUCACAUACCAGCCUGCUGGCGGCGCUGAUGGGGCGAGCUCUGCCCAGGGAAAUUCAGCUGCCGCUCAGUCUCAGUCGUAUACCAUUGUCUCACCGGCUGUGUUGAAGCCCGACGUACCCAGCACUGCUCAGCCCACCAGUGCCACCCCUUGCGUAUCCACCAGCGCCACCAAUCUGCCUGUGACCAGCUCUGCAGGGCAAGAACCUUACACACAGUACCCUGUCCCAGAUGUCUCCACCUACCAGUACGACGAAACCUCUGGCUACUACUAUGACCCCCUGACUGGCCUUUACUAUGACCCUAAUUCCCAGUAUUACUAUAACGCCCAGACGCAGCAGUACCUGUACUGGGAUGGUGAGAGGCGGACCUACAUACCAGCCUCGGACCAGGGAUCUGACGGCCACAAGGACGGUGGCAGCUCAGGGGGCGGCAAGGAGGGUAAAGAGAAAAAGGAGAAACACAAAACUAAAACGGCCCAGCAGAUUGCGAAGGAUAUGGAACGGUGGGCCCGUAGCCUUAACAAGCAGAAGGAGAACUUCAAGAACAGCUUCCAGCCCAUCUCCUCCAUGCGAGAGGAUGAAAGGCGGGAAUCGGCCACUGCCGACGCUGGCUAUGCCAUCCUCGAGAAGAAGGGGGCUCUGGCUGAGAGACAGCACGGUGGCAUGGACCUGUCCAAGCUGGCUGGUGAUGACAGGCUGAGCCCCCCGCGAGGAUUAGUUGCUGCAUACAGUGGCGAGAGCGACAGCGAAGAGGAACAGGAGAAGGCAGCUGAUCGGGAAGAGAAACUGACCGAUUGGCACAAGCUCGCUUGCCUGCUUUGUCGUAGGCAGUUUCCCAGCAAGGAGGCGCUUAUUCGUCACCAGCAGCUCUCGGGAUUGCACAAGCAAAAUUUGGAAAUUCAUCGGCGGGCGCACUUGUCAGAGCAAGAGCUUGAGGCGCUCGAGAAAAACGACAUAGAGCAAAUGAAGUAUCGGGACCGUGCAGCUGAGCGAAGGGAGAAGUACGGUGUCCCUGAACCCCCAGAACCCAAGAAGAGGAAGUACUCAGCUGUGACGCCAGCCACUGUGGAUUUUGAGCAACCAACGCGGGACGGGCUUGGCAGCGACAACAUCGGCAGCCGCAUGCUACAGGCCAUGGGCUGGAAAGAGGGAAGUGGGCUGGGUCGCAAGAAGCAGGGUAUCGUCGCUCCUAUUGAGGCCCAAACACGGGUGCGUGGCUCAGGCCUAGGUGCCCGUGGGAGCUCUUACGGGGCAGUAGCCUCCGAGUCCUACCGGGAAGCAUUGCACAAGACCAUGCUAACGCGCUUCAAUGAGACGGAAUGAGCUCUGGGAAGGAGCCCCCCCCCCUGUACAGUAUUUUGCUGCUGUCUCCCCCAAUCCCACCGACACACUGACUUUCCACAAUGUUCCUUUUGGUUGAGUUUCUUUUUUUUUAAUUAAAUGUUGAAAUGGACAA
Messenger RNA from Eublepharis macularius, 3090 nucleotides. It is a transcript of the gene RBM10, whose product is annotated as RNA binding motif protein 10. The record is from RefSeq and is a predicted model, not a curated record. Gene Ontology annotation, cellular component: nucleus. Gene Ontology annotation, biological process: mRNA splicing, via spliceosome. Gene Ontology annotation, molecular function: RNA binding. The coding region runs from base 3 to 2957 and encodes 984 amino acids. NCBI's taxonomy places the organism in Eukaryota, Metazoa, Chordata, Lepidosauria, Squamata, Eublepharidae. The transcript has 24 exons.